Messenger RNA from Octodon degus (degu), 1560 nucleotides. RefSeq names its product cholecystokinin A receptor (gene Cckar). Gene Ontology annotation, biological process: neuropeptide signaling pathway. The record is from RefSeq and is a predicted model, not a curated record. NCBI's taxonomy places the organism in Eukaryota, Metazoa, Chordata, Mammalia, Rodentia, Octodontidae. The coding region runs from base 173 to 1465 and encodes 430 amino acids. The transcript has 5 exons. Gene Ontology annotation, molecular function: cholecystokinin receptor activity; neuropeptide receptor activity. Gene Ontology annotation, cellular component: membrane.
GGUGAACUCCAGGUGUUGCAGGAAUGGCUGCAAAAGCCCACACCUGGAAAUCACUCUCUGCCUGCCCCUCCCUGGCAGGUUGCAUUUGGGAGCCGCUCUGAUCAUCAGAGGAAUGAACCGGGAGAGAGCCGUGCGCCAGCCCGCCAGCACUUGGUAGGACGCAGGGGCAAGGAUGGAUGUGGUGGACAGCCUUCUUGUGAAUGGGAGCAACAUCACACCUCCCUGUGAGCUCGGCUUUGAAAAUGAGACAUUUUUCUGUUUGGAUCGACCCAGGCCUUCCAAAGAGUGGCAGCCGGCAGUGCAGAUUCUCUUGUACUCCUUGAUAUUCCUGCUCAGCGUACUGGGAAACACACUGGUCAUCACGGUGCUGAUUCGGAACAAGAGGAUGAGGACGGUCACCAACAUCUUCCUGCUCUCGCUGGCCGCCAGCGACCUCAUGCUCUGCCUCUUCUGCAUGCCCUUCAACCUCAUCCCCAGCCUACUCAAGGAUUUCAUCUUCGGGAGUGCCCUGUGCAAGACCACCACCUACUUCAUGGGCACUUCUGUGAGCGUAUCCACCUUUAACCUGGUAGCCAUAUCGCUGGAGCGAUACGGAGCCAUCUGCAAGCCCUUGCAGUCCCGAGUUUGGCAAACGAAGUCGCACGCGCUGAAGGUGAUCGCCGCAACCUGGUGCCUGUCCUUCGCCAUCAUGACUCCGUACCCCAUUUAUAGCAACCUGGUGCCUUUCACCAAAAACAACAACCAGACUGGAAAUAUGUGCCGCUUCCUGCUGCCAAAUGAUGUGAUGCGGCAGACCUGGCACACGUUCCUGUUACUCAUCCUCUUCCUUAUUCCUGGAGUUGUGAUGAUGGUGGCCUAUGGAUUAAUCUCUCUGGAACUUUAUCAAGGCAUAAAAUUUGAUGCUACCCAGAAGAAAUCCGCUAAAGAAAGGAAGACCAGCACUAGCAGCAGUGGCCAAAUUGAGGACAACGAUGGGUGUUACCUACAGAAGUCCAAACAUUCCAGGAAGCUGGAGCUUCGCCAGCUGUCCCCCAGCAGCAACAGUGGCAGCAGGAUCAAUCGUAUCCGGAGCAGCAGCUCCGCGGCCAACCUGAUGGCCAAGAAGCGGGUUAUCCGCAUGCUCAUGGUCAUUGUGGUCCUCUUCUUCCUGUGCUGGAUGCCCAUCUUCAGCGCCAAUGCCUGGCGGGCGUACGACACUGUCUCUGCCGAGCGCCACCUCUCCGGGACGCCCAUCUCCUUCAUCCUCCUGCUCUCCUACACCUCCUCCUGCGUCAACCCCAUCAUCUACUGCUUUAUGAACAAACGGUUCCGCCUCGGCUUCAUGGCCACCUUCCCCUGCUGCCCCAACCCAGGGCCCCAAGGGGUGAGAGGAGAGGUGGGGGAGGAGGAGGAAGGCAGGACCACAGGCGCAUCUCUGUCCAGAUACUCCUACAGCCACAUGAGCGCCUGUGCUCCGCCCCCAUGAGCGGGGCCUUGGGCCACCCAGUACCACAGAAAGGAGGCCACAGGAGGAAGAAGAGAGAAGGAAGGAAAGGAGAAAGCAGAAGGGGAAAGAAGGGG